GGCCCAUCUCCCGCCUGAGGACUGGAGCGGUUGCUAUGGGGACCGUUGUACAGAGCGGAAGGGAUCACUGAGCGGCAGAAAUGAUCGUGUUUUCUGAUUUUAUUUGACGUAUUUCCCUGCCGGACGUAAAAUUAUUGAAAAUUGGAGAAAAAGGGCUGCUUCCUUGACAAUAUGGCGUGAUUAAGUUGGGGAAUGAGUUUCUCUGCUUCCAAAAUCAAUUCAUGGAGAGCUGACUUUAAAGGAGCAAGAACAGGAUCUAAGCAAGUUUGAUUGGAAUGAGAGGUUUGCAGGGAGGACAGUAACUGAACGUUGGGCCAUCUUAAAAGUGCAGAUAAUUCAGGAGGAUGUUACCCAGGCUGUGUGAUGGAGGAGAAACUAUCACUGGAAGGGUUCAAGAUUAAUAAGAAAGAAUUCUUGGAUGGAUUGCUGGCACUUAAAAGUUGAAAAGGUAAUUAUAAACAGCACUGUCACCCCGAACAUGACCUUCACAAAAACCUCACAGAAGUUUGGGCAGUGGGCAGACAGCCGAGCUAACACUGUCUUCGGGCUGGGAUUCUCCUCUGAGCAGCAAUUAACCAAGUUUGCAGAGAAAUUUCAGGAAGUUAAAGAGGCAGCGAAACUGGCACGAGAUCGUUCUCAGGAGAAAACAGAAACAUCAAGUAAUCAUUCUCGUGAAUCCAGCCAUGAAACCCCAUCUUCUCCACAAGCAUCAAGUGUGAAUGGAACUGACGAUGAGAAAGCAACUCGUCCUCCUCCGAUUGAAAGCCUCCUGAAGAAUGACAAUGACCGGAUCAAAUUAGUCUCAACUCAAGGACCUGCUGCUGCCAAGAAAUGGGAGCAGGAACUCCAAACCUUGGGAGAGAACAACGCUCGACUCAGUAUUGCAUUGCAGGAAUCAACAAAUAAUGUAGAACACUGGAAGAAACAACUGUUGGCGUGUAAGGAAGAAGGAGAGCAGCUCCGGCAGAAGAUGAUGGAGCUUGAGGCUCAGUGUGCUGACUUCAAUCUGGAGAAAGAGAGGAACACACGACUGACUCGAACUGUGAAACAGCUAGAGACUGACAUUCAUGAAAAGGAGCAGGAGUUGGAGAGGCUGAGGGAGGAGGCUCAGGUCAUUCCCCAGCUCCUGGCAGAGUGUGAAGCUUUGAGGGAACGUCUCCAGACUGCAGAGAGUACAAACAAGGAGCUGGAAAACAAAGCAAACUCAUUAAAGACAAAUAUUGAAGAAAGUCAGCAGAAACAGAGUGAUCUGAAGAAAGAGUUGACAACAUUUCUGGAAGUUCUGGAUGGAAAAAUUGAUGAGCUUCAUGGAUUCCGACAAGGCCUGGCCAAAUUGGGGAUGGACAAUUGAGGAUGGGGCGGGGUUUGGGGGGUGACAACAGAGAGUGACAUCUGUAACAUCGAGAAGCGGGUAAGGUUGGGGAUGGGAGGGGCUUGAUUGGGUCAUGAGGGCAGGGGCUGGAGGUUUAUGGGGGAUUCAAAGGUGGAGAUUUGGGGAUGGACAGAGUGACUAGUGUCCUUGACCUGACCCCUGACCCAUGAGCUAAAAAUACCUUUAACCUGGUUAAAGCUGGAGAGGGAGAUGAAUCUGCAGCAAAUUCAGGUGAGGCUGCUUUAAGCACAAAUUUCCAUUAUUUCAGCCUAAUACAAAUGAUCGCAUCAAUAACUGAAUGCUAAGUGUCUGUGUGCAAGAAAAGCAAGUAAUUGAUGUGGGAAUGAAUUCCUUGCUAACUCAAUCCGCACAUAUUCCUGGAAAUUUGGUCAUGUGAUCACCUGGCCAAACCCUCUUUUGACACCUUGCUCACCUUUUAUAAAUAAUUAACCAGAUCUGUUAAGAAAAUGACAAAAAUACAAUUUUAUGAGCUCUCUCCUGAGUUUCUGCACACUUGGAAAAUGUACCUUUGAUUCCUAGAGAUUUCUGUCCUGAACCAUCAACUAGGCCAAGUGGGCAUAAGGGUUUGGAAUUUGAAGUGUAUCGUUUGUGUGAUCAGUUUUGAGCAGAAACUUUCAUUUUCUGAUUGUACAAAUGAUGCUGAAAGCACAACUUGAGAGUAUUUGGAGAGUUCUGGAGAACAGAAAAACAGGCUGCGGAUUUGAGUGUGUUUUUAAUGUUUGUUUCUUAUUGACAGGAAUAAAUGUUGACAUUAUAUUUUA
This is a messenger RNA of Rhincodon typus (whale shark), 2154 nucleotides long. It is a transcript of the gene homer2, whose product is annotated as homer scaffold protein 2. The record is from RefSeq and is a predicted model, not a curated record. The transcript is spliced from 9 exons. Gene Ontology annotation, molecular function: G protein-coupled glutamate receptor binding. Lineage: Eukaryota; Metazoa; Chordata; Chondrichthyes; Orectolobiformes; Rhincodontidae. Bases 419 to 1351 code for a protein of 310 amino acids. Gene Ontology annotation, biological process: regulation of store-operated calcium entry; G protein-coupled glutamate receptor signaling pathway. Gene Ontology annotation, cellular component: dendrite; plasma membrane; cytoplasm.